This is a messenger RNA of Lolium perenne, 753 nucleotides long. RefSeq lists its product as uncharacterized. Lineage: Eukaryota; Viridiplantae; Streptophyta; Magnoliopsida; Poales; Poaceae. The record is from RefSeq and is a predicted model, not a curated record.
AUGGCUAGCGCUGGUGGAUCGGGUGACCUGGGGAAGGAGAAGGAGGGAGGUAACUCCACCAUUGAUGGAGGGUUUAUAGCGAAAUUCAAGAAGAUGGUGCUGACUGAGAAGGAGAACAAAGUCCUCGUAAUGGAGGAUCUUGAGGACGAAGAAGGCGAUCAGAUCGCAGUGGUGGGUAAGAUCCUGUCACCCACAAAAUUUCACAUCCAGACGAUCAUUAGCACGCUUCGACCCCAAUGGGGUAACCCAAAGGGCCUGGAAUUCAAGGAAAUGGGGGACAAUGUUCUCAUGGCGACUCUGGAAAGGGAGCAAGAUCGGAAACGUAUCUGGGAGGGGGCGCCAUGGAUGAUUAAUAACCAUGCAGUGGUUUUGGACGACUUUGUGUCCAGUAUGCGACCUUCUGAGGUCCGCUUUAGCAGAAUUCCGAUCUGGAUACAAUGCCAUGAUCUGCCUUUCAACUGGCUCAAUGCAAAAAGGGCGGAAAAUAUAGCAAAGCAGAUCGGUACUUUCAUAAAGCUUGAUACAUCUGGGAAUAGCAGAGGAUGGGGCCAGAGCUUGAGGGCGAGAAUUUGGCUAGAUGUUGAGGAGCCCAUCCAACAUUUUAUACAGAUAGACUCACAGAAGAGAAAGGAGUUGAUCCCAUAUCCUAUUGUAGAUGAGAAGCUACCGUAUUUCUGUUUCUAUUGCGGGAGGAUUGACCAUUCGACGGGGUUCUGCUUAACCCCGGCUGAGAGAGAUGAGGAGGGGAACUGA